CAAAAAGUAAAUAACCAAACCAUAAUCAAUGGCGUCUCAAUAAAGCCACCCAACUCCCAUUUUUUUCUACUCUUUCUCUAUACAAAUUGCCAAAGCACUCAAUUUCUCUUUUCCCUCACUCUCAAAGCAAUGUCUUUCCCUGUUUUCUUCUUCUUUACUUUACUUUUCUUGAACAAUCUACCCAAAUUACCCGCUCUUCCGGUUUUACCCGAACCCGACCCGGCUGAGGUACAUUCUCAAACAUUCUUACCUUCUCCUUCACCUCCGGCCACAAUUCCCGCUUUCCCGGAGCAGUCCAACGUCGCCGGUUGCCCUUUAGAUCUCCCUGAUGAACUCUACCACAACAUUAAGUCAUCCUGUGGGUCCAGAAGUAAUUCGGGUCAAGUACACCGGACCCGUUGUUGCCCCGUUCUAGCCGCGUGGCUCUACUCGGCUUACUCUGAAACCGCAUUACACAGAGCCGUUACGAAACUCCCGCAGUCGACGUCCGUUGAUAUGCCGGUGCUUCCAGAUGACUCGGAGACGUGUGUAGACUCACUUGAAAAGGCUUUGGGAAACAGAGGCAUUGAAUUGGUGAAGCCAAAUCAGACUUGUGAUGUAGUUUAUUGUUACUGUGGGAUUAGGCUGCAUCCGCUUAGCUGCCCAGAAGCAUUUUCUGUGAAUUCACAAGGGAGAUUGGUGGGUGAUAAAAGCGUGAAGAAAUUGGAAAGAGAUUGUUUGAGCAGUAAUGGGUAUUCUGGUCUUGCUGGUUGCUCCAAGUGUUUGCACACUCUUUAUCUGCUUAGUGAGGGCAGAGUCGAAAACAGGAGCAGGUCAGAGGAUAGGACUAGGAAAAUGCACAGCAGGGAUUGCCAAUUGAUGGGUCUAACUUGGCUUCUCAACAAAAACAGAUCAGGUUAUAUUCAUACAGUUUCUGCUGUUUUGAGGGCUCUAAUGUUAAGCAAAGGCAGUUCUGAUCCCCAAUCGUGCACGCUUAACAGCGAUGGCAUGCCAUUUGCAGUCGACUCCUCAGAGAUCAAUGAUCAGUCUUCUGCAGUUGUUAUUCAGGGAUCACUUUAUCCUUAUGUCCUACCUUUUCUUUUAGUAUACAUAAGCUCCAUUGCAUUGCUCUCCAGAUACUAGUUAAUCUCCAGCACUUGAUCCUUGUACUAAAACAUGUAGUCCUUGUUCAAAUGUCACGUAGGGUAAAUUCAUUCCUCUGUAUUUGUUGAUUUAGGUUAGUGAAAAUUGUAAUUUUGUUGUGUGUGUAACGACUGUUCAGCAAAUGAAUGAAGCUGUGGCUAUUCCUUGAUA
This is a messenger RNA of Nicotiana attenuata, 1293 nucleotides long. RefSeq lists its product as uncharacterized. Bases 130 to 1122 code for a protein of 330 amino acids. The transcript is spliced from 2 exons. The record is from RefSeq and is a predicted model, not a curated record. NCBI's taxonomy places the organism in Eukaryota, Viridiplantae, Streptophyta, Magnoliopsida, Solanales, Solanaceae.